AUGUCACCUCUUUUCUUGCUCGUGUUGGCUGUAAUGUCUUUUGGCUAUUCAAAAGCAGCCGAAGGGACCGAGCUGACACCAGUCGUUAAUCGUCACUUGCGGUCUGCGUCCUCAAAGCUCGAUUGGCGUGAUGAAAUGCUGAAAAAAGUCAACCAAGUACGUGCUGAUCACGGAGUGAGACCGUUGUGCAUGAAUAUAAAAUUGCAGAAUGCAGCCCAGGUCCACUCUACUGACAUGGCUGUCCAUAACCUCAUGAGUCACACUGGCACGGACGGUUCGCAGCCGCAGAAACGGAUUCAUGCGGAACAUUACGUUGAGUCUACACAAGCUGAAAAUGUGGCGUCAGGCCAAAAGUCGAUUGACGCAGUGAUGGCUUCAUGGAUGAACUCUCCCAAGCACCGGGCAAAUAUUCUGUCCCCCCGCUUUACCAUGUUUGGGUGUGGCUUUGAUGACAAAGAUAAGUCCAAAUUCCCGUCCUAUUGGACGCAGGUCUUUGCAGCUAGCAAAUCGGAGAAGUGCUCGUAA
Molecule: messenger RNA, 525 nt
Organism: Peronospora farinosa
Lineage: Eukaryota; Oomycota; Peronosporomycetes; Peronosporales; Peronosporaceae
Source: the annotation of a GenBank genome assembly